Molecule: messenger RNA, 872 nt
Organism: Paraphaeosphaeria sporulosa
Lineage: Eukaryota; Fungi; Ascomycota; Dothideomycetes; Pleosporales; Didymosphaeriaceae
Exons: 1
Coding region: 158-610 (150 amino acids)
Source: RefSeq, a predicted model, not a curated record
GAUAUAUUGCAGGGGGUGGAGUCAUCGGCGGUCGUAACCGAGGCAGCACUGAUCAGGUAACUGCAAGGAAGCAUCUGUAGAGCGGGUCCGCACGUUGCGCAUCGAGUAUAUGAGCACUGAUUGGUGCUGGACAAUGAUUAAAUGCAGAUCUUGACAGAUGAGGCUGUCGAGUUGCCAGGGUCGUGAACAGGGUCGCGGAGGAAGCGGAAUGCUGAGCGAGGCAAGCCGACCCUCACAGGCGGUAAGCAGGCCGCACAAUUGUGUGAUCGGUGUGAUCGAGAUUCGAAACACCUCCUGGCACGGUGAGUUACGUGUCAGUCUUACGAAGCUGCCAGCCGCAGAUCGUAGAACCGUAACGCGGCACAGCCAAAAGCCUCUGACGCGUCGGGCGCUCCCCUCCCCGAGUCUAGAACUUUGCCAAGACGAACUGCGGUUCUCCUCACGACCACGUUGUUGGAACUCCACUCAUAACUCCAGGAGCAGCGGACAGAUAUCUUGUCACCUGCGUGGUUUUUUCGACGGUCUGGUGGUCUGCUCGACGGUCUGCAUGCAUGCUGAGGCGCCCCAGCGAUGGAAGCGUGAAACCGAAACUGGCCAGGAGCAAGCUUGAAUUCACAAUCAAUAGUCUACAUGUCAGUAAGGCACUAAAUCUACAGCUAGGACCACAUAGGCAAGAAUGUCGGGCUCGGUCGGACUAUCCAUUGUCCGCCGCCGAGGUCCCACUGAAGACGAAGUGAGGGUGGGGGGAUAUGCACGCACGGAAAAGCUCCGCACGUGCGUCCAUCGAGGGACAAGCGUUCCAGCUUCCAGCCGCGUCCCAUGGCUCACGGUAAUACGCAGACAAUAACAGUGUUUCUAGUGGUCCUCGUGGU